UCACUACUUUGCAACCCUGGUUGACAGACUGCGAAAAAUUCGGGGAGCAUUUUUCAGUCCGCAUUAAUUGGGUUUCAAAAAAAGCGUCAACUAGCUUCUUUUAGUAAGUAGCUUAGAGUGUCCAUCGGCUUGGUGACUCCGGGUAAGCAAAAGUCGAAAUGGAUUACCGCCAACUGAAGAACGACGCCUACGGCAUUGGCCAGCGUCGCGGAACGGGGAGCUCCGGUGGAGGAGGAGGAGGAGCAUAUUCCCAAAACUUUGGUGGUGGCGGCAAUUACGGCAGCGGCGGAAAUCCUGGAGGUGGAGGCUACGGCGCUAAUCGGAAUUCCAGUCCGGAUGGCGGUAACUUCAAUCGCGGUGGUUACAACAACAACAGUGGCAACAACAACUAUUCACGUUCCGGAGACUCCGGCUUUUAUCCAAACAAUCAGCGCUUUGGCGGCAAUUCCGGCGAUGAUUUCCAGGGCAAUUUUCGUGGUCAGUCCUCAAAUUUUGAUCAAUCCAACAGAGGACAAUCCAAUUUUGGCAACUUGGCUCGUUUGCUGGAACUGGAGGCACCUCAGAACUUUGGCAACCGCAAUGCAGACAGUUUCAACACAAACCAACGCAAUUCAGACUUAAAUUAUCGUGGCCAGCAGUCACAGGGAAACAGCGAGGGAUUCUUUAACAAUGAGCCCAGGAAUCAGGGUUCCUUCGGCAAUGGACCAUCUUUUGGCGGCAAUAAUGGACCCGCAUAUGGGGGCAACAAUGGUCCUUCUUAUGGAGGAAACGAUGGACCUUCCUUUGGAGGAAACAGUGGACCUUCCUUUGGAGGAAACAAUGGACCUUCCUUUGGAGGAAAUAAUGGUCCUUCAUUUGGAGGAAACAACGGUUCUUCCUUUGGGGGAAACGAUGGCCGUUCCUUUGCAGAAAACAAUCCACGCAACCAGGGAAACUUCAACAAUGACAACUUCCCUCAAGGAGGAUCAAACUUCGAUGACCGGCGCUCUGGUUUCAAUGAUUCCUACGGACGCGGGGGAAACCAAAGCAAUUUCGGCCAGAAAUCUGGGAACUUCGACAACAAUCGCGAUGUGGGAAACUUUAUCAAUCGCGGACCAGGAGAUCAAGGAUUCAACCAAAAUUCGGGAGGCAAUUACAGUAACAACAAUUCAGGAGGCGGCUUCAGCAAUAAUAUCAGUCGCUCAUUCAACGAGUCUCGCAACAACAGCAGCUGGAACAACUCGGCAUCGCUGUCUUCUUCGUUCCAAAGCUCUGGAUAUCAGUCCUCCGGUGGUGGAGGAGGUGGCGGCGGAGGAGCUGGUGGUGGAGGCUGGGAGGCCAGUCAGCGCGCCUUUAACUCUAAGCGCAAUCAGCUGCAGAAGAUGAACCUGAACAAUGGCGGCUCCGUUCGUAAGCCAGGACCACAGCCCGCUGCGAAGGCAGUCCAGAAUUUGCGCAACAAUCCCCGAGCUGCUGCCGCAAUUGUCAACGCUGCAGGCAGAAACAAUGUCGCAAACACAAGGAACAUUCAGCCAAACAAACCGGGCAACGUGCGUCCGGGAAUCACAGGCGGAGUCCAAAAGAAACUGCCCAUUGCGGCACCCAAUCAGUAUAAGGUGAACAACCUGGCUCCCAAGCCGAAAACUGCCGUGGUGGCCAGCAAGAAACCACCUGUCUCUGGACAAGUUGCAAGAAGUGGACCACCGGCAGUAAAAGCUUUCCCACAGGGGCAGAGAACUGGACCACAAGCAAAUAGAACCGGACCACAGACAGUUAGGCCUGGUCAGCAGCCAGUGCGUGGUCCACAGGUUGGCAAACCAGCCGUAGUGGCCCAAAAGCCACCGAAUGCUCCUGGACUACCUCCACAAGUCGGCCAGAAACGUGUUGCACCCGCUCCACCGGUGGAAACCGAGGCUGCCUCCAAGUCGGUGAAGAAGUGGCGCCGAGUGGCUCGCAAACGCGGAUUUCUCAUGGGCGGAUUCAAGAUCCCGUAUCUCAACGAUCAGCCGAAGAAGCUGCCGCAACCGGAGGCGGACUCGUAUGCUCUAACCUUCUUCGAGCAGAACUUUAACUACAGUACAAACCAGGACGCCACAGAGGAGGACUUCUUGGAGGCGGCCAUAGUGCUCAACGAAGACUCGGAGGAUGAGUCGGUGGCCGACGACGCCAAGACGGCUCGCAAGGUCGCCAAGCGCAACAGGAAGCGUCUGAGGAGCGAAUGGGCACCGCUGCACGAGUCGAAGAAGUACAACGAGUGGGGCAACUGGUGGAAGGACUACAAGAACGUGGGCGAGGAGAUCAACAAGCAGCUGCUGGAGUGCGGCAACCUUAAUCUGGAGCACUGCUUCCUGCCCAAUCUGCCCAAGCUCACCACGGAGCAGGUGGUGUUUGCCAUUAUCAAGUCCGCUCACUUCGGACUCGAGAAGAAUGCGGACGUGCCGUACGACACCCUUAAGACGAUCUUUACGUUGAUGAACCGCACGUUCCUGGAAAACAUUACGGAGGUGAACAUGGUGGAGAUCCAGGAUAUUAUCCGCGGCAUACCCAACGACCUGUGGGUAUACAAGAUGCGCAGCAUGGUCUUCCUGUGGGCCAAGUACAAGAGCGUCGCCAAUUCCAAGUCCACCGCCGAGGAGGACGUCAAGGAUCAGCAGGCCAUUGCCCGCGAGUGGAAGAGUCCCUGCUUCCACUGGUUGGCCAAGCAGGCCUUCGAUGAGCUAGUGGCAAUCAGUGAGACCGAAUGGAAGGACCACCGCACCGUUUUUUCGGCUAAAGAGUAAAACAAAUCGGAUACUCUCCAAAUCACACGUCCUUUCUCUACUAAGCAUCUAAGCCUACCCAAUCCCAUCACCGAGCGAAACGUAGAUUCUUCUUCAGGAUUAUUUUAUGGAUUAUAUGAUUACGUAUCUAGAUUGUACUAAAGACCUUUAUUAUACAUUUUAUGAAGAACCUUCCUGACUAUAAGAAGUAGUCUGUAAUUAGAUCAGAAUGCAUAAACGAAUAAAACACUAUCCCACAAGGGUGUAUCUUGCUCUGUGGGAAAACAAAACACUAAUGAUCAAAAUGGUCAAAAGCAAUUAUAUCAAGUAUCUCCAAAACUAAUGAGUGUAACAUUUGGUAAGAAUUUACCUCGAGAUCAUAAAAUUUUAUAAGACGCUAGAAGAAUCGUAUUUAUAAAAGAGUAGAUUGUAAUUGGUAUGAUAAAUAAAUAAAUAACCGGGCCAAACA
Messenger RNA from Drosophila ficusphila, 3207 nucleotides. RefSeq lists its product as uncharacterized. The record is from RefSeq and is a predicted model, not a curated record. The transcript has 3 exons. The coding region runs from base 159 to 2759 and encodes 866 amino acids. NCBI's taxonomy places the organism in Eukaryota, Metazoa, Arthropoda, Insecta, Diptera, Drosophilidae.